This is a messenger RNA of Acanthosepion pharaonis, 3144 nucleotides long. The record is from the annotation of a GenBank genome assembly. NCBI's taxonomy places the organism in Eukaryota, Metazoa, Mollusca, Cephalopoda, Sepiida, Sepiidae.
AUGAUUGCUCUGUCCAAAUAUCUCUCUUUACCCUGGUCUGUUCAAAUUUCUCUCUCUCUAUCUUGGUCUGUUCAAAUCUCCCCCCCUCUCUCUCUCUCUCUCUCUCUCUCUAGCUCAGGUCUGUUCAAAUCUUUCUCUCUAUCCCGGUCGGUUCAAAUCUCUCUCUCUCUCAAAUCCUUGUCUGUUCAAAUGUCUCUCUCUAUCCUGGUCUGUUCAAACCUCUCUCUCUCUACAAUCCAUGUCUGUUCAAAUCUCUCUCUAUCCUGGUCUGUUCAAAUGUCUCCUCUCUCUCGGUGUGUUCAAAUCCCCUCUCUAUCUCUCUCUAUCCAUGUCUGUUCAAUUCUCUCUCUAUCCUGGUCUGUUCAACUUCUCUCUCUCUCUCCUGUCUCUCUCUCUCUCCUGGUCUGUUCAAAUCUCUCUCUCUAUCUUGGUCUGUUCAAAUCUCUCUCUAUCUUGGUCGGUUCAAAUCUCUCUCUCUAUCCUGGUCUCUUCAAAUAUAUCUCUCUCUCUAUCCUGGUCUGUUCAAAUCUCUCUCUCUCUCUCUAUCCUGGUCUGUUCAAAUCUCUCUCUCUCUCUCUCUCUCUCUCUCUCUCUCUCUCUAUCUUGGUCUCUUCAAAAUAUAUCUCUCUUUCUCUCUAUCCUGGUCUGUUCAAAUCUCUCUCUCUCUAUCUUGGUCGGUUCAAAUCUCUCUCUCUAUCCUGGUCUGUUCAAAUUUAUCUCUCUUUCUAUCGUGGUCUCUCAAAAUCUCUCCUAUCCUGGUCUGUUCAGAAUCCUGGUCUGUUCUCUCUCUCUCUCUCUCUAUCCUGGUCUGUUCAAAUCUCUCUCUCUCUAUCCUGGUGUGUUCAAAUUUCUCUCUCUCUCUAUCCUGGUCUGUUCAAAUCUCUCUCUCUCUCUAUCUCUCUCUCUCUCUCUCCUUGGUCUGUUCAAAUCUCUCUCUCUCUCCUGGUGUGUUCGUCUCUCUCUCUCUCUCUCUCUCUAUCCUGGUCUGUUCAAAUCUCUCUUUCUAUCUCUCUCUCUAUCCUCCUGGUCUGUUCAAAUCUCUCUCUAUAUCCUGGGUGUGUUCAAAUUUCUCUCUCUCUCUCUAUCCUGGUCUGUUCAAAUCUCUCUCUCUCUCUCUCUCUCUCUACUCUGUUCAAAUCUAUCUCACUCUCCUGUGUUCUCUCUCUCUAUCCUGGUCUGUUCUCUCUCUCUCUCUGGUCUGUUCAAAUCUCUCUCUCUAUCCUGGUGUGUUCAAAUCUCUCUCUCUCUCUCUAUCCUGGUCUGUUCAAAUCUCUCUCUCUCUCUAUCUCUCUCUCUCUCUCCUGGUCUGUUCAAAUCUCUCUCUCUAUCCUGGUGUGUUCAAAUCUCUCUCUCUCUCUCUCUCUAUCCUGGUCUGUUCAAAUCUCUCUCUUUCUAUCUCUCUCUCGCUCUCUCCUGGUCUGUUCAAAUGUCUCUCUCUCUAUCCUGGUCUGUUCAAAUCUCUCUCUCUCUCUCUCUAUCCUGGUCUGUUCAAAUCUCUUUUUCUCUCUCUCUCUCUCUCCUGGUCUGUUCAAAUGUCUCUCUCUAUCCUGGUCUGUUCAAAUGUCUCUCUCAUCCUGGUCUGUUCAAAUCUCUCUCUCUCUCUCUCUAUCCUGGUCUGUUCAAAUCUCUCUCUCUAUCUCUCUCUCUCUCUCUAUCCUGGUCUGUUCAAAUCUCUCUCUCUAUCCUGGUCUGUUCAAAUCUCUCUCUCUCUCUCUCUAUCCUGGUCUGUUCAAAUCUCUCUCUUUCUAUCUCUCUCUCGCUCUCUCCUGGUCUGUUCAAAUCUCUCUCUCUAUCCUGGUGUGUUCAAAUCUCUCUCUCUCUCUCUAUCCUGGUCUGUUCAAAUCUCUCUCUUUCUAUCUCUCUCUCGCUCUCUCCUGGUCUGUUCAAAUGUCUCUCUCUAUCCUGGUCUGUUCAAAUCUCUCUAUCUCUCUCUAUCCUGGUCUGUUCAAUUCUCUCUCUCUAUCCUGGUCUGUUCAGUUCUCUCUCUUCUCUCUCUCUCUCUCUCUCUAUCCUGGUCUGUUCAAAUCUCUCUCUCUAUCCUGGUCUGUUCAAAUCUCUCUCUCUCUAUCUUGGUCUGUUCAAAUCUCUCUCUCUCUAUCUUGGUCGGUUCAAAUCUCUCUCUCUAUCCUGGUCUCUUCAAAUAUAUAUCUCUCUCUUUCUCUCUAUCCUGGUCUGUUCAAAUCUCUCUCUCUCUCUCUCUCUCUCUAUCGUGUUCUGUUCAAAUCUCUCUCUCUCUCUCUCUAUCCUGGUCUGUUCAAAUCUCUCUCUCUAUCCUGGUCUGUUCAAAUCUCUCUCUCUCUCUAUCCUGGUCUAUUCAAAUCUCUCUCUCUCUCUAUCUUGGUCUCUUCAAAUAUAUAUCUCUCUCUUUCUCUCUAUCCUUGUCUGUUCAAAUCUCUCUCUCUAUAUCUUGGUCGGUUCAAAUCUCUCUCUCUAUCUUGGUCUGUUCAAAUUUCUCUCUCUCUCUCUCUAUCGUGGUCUGUUCAAAUCUCUCUCUCUCUCUAUCCUGGUCUGUUCAGAUCUCUCUCUCUCUCUAUCCUGGUCUGUUCAAAUCUCUCUCUCUCUAUCCUGGUCUGUUCAAAUCUCUCUCUCUCUCUCUCUCUGUCGUGGUCUGUUCAAAUCUCUCUCUCUCUCUCUAUCCUAUCCUGGUGUGUUCAAAUCUCUCUCUCUCGCUAUCCUGGUCUGUUCAAAUCUCUCUCUCUCUCUCCUGGUCUGUUCAAAUGUCUCUCUCUAUCCUGGUCUGUUCAAAUCUCUCUCUCUCUCUCUCUCUCUAUCUCUCUCUCUAUCUCUCUAUUUAUCUCUCUCUAUCCUGGUCUGUUCAAAUCUCUCUCUCUCUCUCUAUCCAGGUCUGUUCAAAUCUCUCUCUCUCCUCUAUCCUGGUCUUAUUCUUUUUCUCAUUAUUAUUAUUAUUAUUAUUUUUUUCUUAAUCUUUUUCUCUUCCCCCUCUUUUGUUCACUUUCCUUCUUUUCUUCUCUUUCUUUCCCCCUUUUGUUCUCUUUCUUUCCUCCUUUUAUUUUUCUUCUCUUUUUUUCUUUUCUUUUUUCUUUUUCUCUUUUUUCUUCUCUUUUUUAUUUUUCUUCUCUUUUUUAUUUUUUCUCCUUCUCUUUCUUUUUCUUCUUCUCUUUUUAUUUUUCUUCUUCUUAUUAG